This is a messenger RNA of Peronospora matthiolae, 1509 nucleotides long. The record is from the annotation of a GenBank genome assembly. NCBI's taxonomy places the organism in Eukaryota, Oomycota, Peronosporomycetes, Peronosporales, Peronosporaceae.
AUGAAGAACGACGACGACGAGUUCUGUCUGUCCAAGACAGCGGAGAACCAGCUGACGCGGUCACUGCGCAAUGAAGAGAGCGGCCGCACGCGCCACACGGGCCGAGACGACCGCGCUACGACGGAGCAAGUGCUGGACCCGCGGACGCGCAUGAUUCUGUACAAGAUGUUGAACCACCGCAUUGUGACGGAGAUCAAUGGCUGCUUGAGCACGGGCAAAGAGGCAAAUGUGUACCACGCACGCCUCCCGGACGGUCGGGAAGGGGCUAUCAAAGUCUACAAGACGUCCAUUCUGGUCUUUAAAGACCGGGAAAAGUACGUCUCGGGCGAGUUCCGCUUUCGUCAUGGCUACUCGAAGAGCAAUCCGCGCAAGAUGGUCAAGUUAUGGGCCGAGAAGGAGAUGCGCAAUUUGCGACGUCUGCGUGAUGCUGGGAUCUACUGUCCAGCGCCUAUUUUGCUGCGCUCUCACGUGCUCCUGAUGGACUUUAUCGGUCGCGAUGGAUGGGCAGCUCCACGUCUGAAAGAUGCUAAGAUCAGUGACAACCGAUACCGAGAGUGUUAUAUCUACUGCAUCAAGAUGAUGCGCACGAUGUAUCAGAAGUGCCGCCUGGUGCACGGAGACUUGAGCGAGUACAACAUUCUGUACUACCAGACAAAGCUCUACUUUAUUGACGUGUCGCAGUCCGUCGAGCACGAGCAUCCGAGCGCCAAUGACUUUCUGCGCAAAGAUUGUCGCAACAUUGCCGACUACUUUCGCAAGACUGGUGCGCUGAAUCCCAUGACGACACAGGAGCUGUUUGACUUUGUCACGGACCCAUGCCUUGCGGAUAAGGACGUGGACGACCGUCUGGAUGAGAUCCAGCGCAUGAUUGCCGAUCGACCUGAGGAACGCACGAAUCAAGAGCAGGUGGAUGAAGCUGUGUUUAUGAGCACGUUUAUUCCUCGCUCACUGGGCGAGGUGCUGCACUCGGAGCGAGAGCAGCUGGCGUACCAGCAAGGAACAAUGGAAAAAGCAUUAGUGACGGCGAUCUCGCGCCUCGAAGUGGAUCAGCAAGUAAGUGUACCCCCUUCAUCUAUGCCAGGCACACGGAUCAUGGACCUUUUGAACGAAGACGAUGACCAAGGGCUUGAUUCUAGCGGCGAUGACAGCGGCGAUGAUGAUGACAAUGAUGAUGACAAUGAUGAUGACGAUAGUGACGAUGGCACGGACGACAGUGAUGGCAACAAGUGUGACAAUGACAGCGAUGCAAACAACAGCGAUGAUGGUGAAAACGAUAGUGACGAAGAAUUGGCGCAGUGUGAAGAGGUCUUGCUAACAGACGACCAGCGAGCCGAGUUUCGGCAGCAAAAACGUGAGGAACGUGAGAAGCAAAAGGAGCUUGAUAAAGUGAACAAGAAGAUACGAAAGCAGGAAACUAAGGAGGAGAAGAAGGUGAAGCGACAGACGAAGAUCCCGAAGCAUGUCAAGAAGCGCCACAAGAAACUAUCUCACCAGAAGAACAAAAAGUAA